This is a messenger RNA of Gopherus flavomarginatus (Mexican gopher tortoise), 962 nucleotides long. It is a transcript of the gene SMIM3, whose product is annotated as small integral membrane protein 3. The record is from RefSeq and is a predicted model, not a curated record. Bases 220 to 405 code for a protein of 61 amino acids. The transcript has 2 exons. Lineage: Eukaryota; Metazoa; Chordata; Testudines; Testudinidae.
CACUCUGGGCUUCCAGGCAGACGGGCGGAGUCAAAACUCAGAAGGGCUGGACCGAUCUUCCCCUCUUACACAGAAUUACGAGCCAGCGUGUUGGUUCAGUGUGGUGGCUGGGAAAGUUGUCUGCUAGCUACCUUGGAAGAUGGUCUGAGUCUCUCUCUUCUUCUUCCCAAGGAGUCCCCUAGUCGCCGAGCUCCCAGGACUCCAGCAGAGAGAAGGAAGAUGGAAGUCAUGAGCAGCCCAAAUCCCACCAUGUCUGCCAUUCCCAAGCACAUCCUGGACAUCUGGGUCAUUGUGUUAAUCAUCCUGGCCACCAUCCUGGUCAUGACAUCCAUGGUGCUGUGCCCAGCCACGGCUGUCAUCAUCUACAGGGUGCGGACUCACCCCAUACGCAAUGGAGUCGUGUGAGAACAGAGCCCGUGGCCAGGUGGCCUCCCUCAGACCAUGCUGGAGAAAAGACAGUGGGUGAAGCAUGCAGCUCCCUGAGCUGAUUCCAUGUGAGGCAACACUAUGGAGGGGUGGGGACCAACGUGCCAGCCAGGACAUCGCAGGAUGCACAGGCUGAUACUCCUGGGAACAAAACUCCCUGUGUGUCGCCCAAAUGCACCCAAGGGAGCUGGGUUAGUCACCCACUCUAACUGGUGACAAAGCUUUUUCUGGAGUCUGGAUGGGUGAGUCCCCUGCAGUGGGUGCAGCGGCUCAGAAUGCCCCUGUCUGGGCUUCACCUCAUGCACUCCAAUCAAAAUGGCUCCCUUGUAUUUACCCGGCGAGCUGCUCAGAAACAACAGGGAAGCAGGCCAGGCGCCGCAGAGGAAAUGUUCAACUUCUGAGAGCAAAGCUGUCGAAAUGGUUUCCAGAUCCAGUCGCUCUGGACGUUGAGCGACUCACGCCGUGCCGCUCUCCCUCUCUGCGAGGGCAGGGGCUGGUGACCUCUGGCGCCUCACAGCUGAGGUCUCCCAUCUGCA